UGUCGUGUGGUGACUUGAAGCUGACAACAUCCCAUUCCCUUGCUCCUUUCCUUCUUCUACUACUUCUUCAUUCAUAGCUUAUGUUACGCUUUGUGGUGUUUCUUUCCUUUACCCCUCUCUCCUUCUCGUUGCCGGCGUCCCCUUGAUCUGCAAGUGCCGCUACGUCUCCUCUUCUGCUGUCACGCAGCUGAAGCAAAACAGUAAUCAUGGUGGACGAAACAUUGAAGGAUGUGAAGGAUGAGGUGCCAGAGCUUGCAACAUUUGAUCCGACUAAGAAGAAGAAGAACGUCCUGCCAGACCUUGCUGAUGAUUUUGUGGACAAGCUUGCUGAGAAAACAGAGUCUCUUUCAGUCAAUGAUGGACUGGAUAAUACUUUUGUUGGUUUGAAGAAGAAGAAAAAGAAACCAGUGGAGGCUAGGGCACUGAAUGAUGAGAAUGAGGAUCCAAGGGAUGAUUUGGAUGAUCAUGCUGGCGAAGACGAAGACACGGAUGGAGCUGUUCCACAACAAAUUUAUCCUUGGGAAGGGAGUGACCGUGACUACCAGUAUGAGGAGCUUCUUGGAAGGGUGUUCAACAUUCUUCGUGAGAACAACCCAGAGCUUGCAGGCGACAGGCGUACGACAGUUAUGAGGCCCCCACAGGUACUCCGUGAGGGCACCAAGAAAACUGUCUUCGUGAAUUUCAUGGAUCUUUGCAAGACGUUGAAUGUCCUUAUACUUGAAAUCAAUUUUAGGAUGCACCGGCAGCCCGACCAUGUCCAGGCUUUCUUGCUGGCAGAGUUGGGAACCAGUGGAUCACUUGAUGGUCAGCAACGUUUGGUGGUUAAAGGGAGGUUUGCUCCAAAGAACUUCGAAGGAAUUCUGCGGCGAUAUAUCAUGUGGUUCUGGACGAUCGGUUGCUCCAAUCAAAGCAGGUUUCGUUGCUUGUGCGGGACGUAGGAAUGCAGGGACAUGAUGUGUCCCGUGACUCUACAUACAAUGUUCUGAGUUACAUGAGUCUUCGUGUGUUGAAUCUACUACCUGCUCUUUGCCGGCAAAAGUUAUGUUUUGUGGGUACUUUUAGAAGUCCUGGUAAGAGGCUUGAAUGUUUUCCAUGAAUGAUAAUAUUGAACACUUGAUCAAUGAGUCCUUACUGGAUUUUGCAAAAGUAAGUUUACGGCGGCA
This is a messenger RNA of Punica granatum (pomegranate), 1163 nucleotides long. NCBI's taxonomy places the organism in Eukaryota, Viridiplantae, Streptophyta, Magnoliopsida, Myrtales, Lythraceae. The record is from RefSeq and is a predicted model, not a curated record.